ACAAGACUUCCUGAGACAGGCUAGGUCCGGGCACCCACGUAGGCCAAUGGGUGGCCCCGGGGUGUGGUUGCUGUGCUGCUCCUCCCCGCUGGCGCCCGAGGUCGCUCCGCUCCGCUGUGUUGUCUCCGUCGCUUCCUGGACCAUGGCCAACCUCGAGCGCACCUUCAUCGCCAUCAAGCCCGACGGCGUGCAGCGCGGCCUGGUGGGCGAAAUCAUCAAGCGGUUCGAGCUGAAGGGCUUCCGCCUGGUGGCCAUGAAGUUCAUGCGGGCCAUGGAGGAGCAACUGGAGCAGCACUACAGCGAGCUGAAGGAGCGCCCCUUCUUCCCCAGCCUGGUGCAGUACAUGCACUCGGGGCCCGUGGUCGCCAUGGUCUGGGAGGGGCUGAACGUGGUGAAGACGGGCCGCGUGAUGCUGGGUGAGACCAACCCCGCCGACUCCAAGCCAGGCACCAUCCGCGGGGACUUCUGCAUCCAAGUGGGCAGGAACAUCAUUCAUGGCAGUGACUCAGUAAAAAGCGCGGAGAAGGAGAUCAGACUGUGGUUUAAGCCGGAAGAGCUGGUUGACUACAAGCCCUGUGCUCACAACUGGAUCUAUGAGUAGAGGCGGGAGCGCCAUGCCCUCGCUCCGCCCUCUCGGAGGACAGAUGCAGCCUUCUUUUCUAAAGCCCAUUUCCCAAUAAAGUCUGGCAUGGGGCACAGCGUC
This is a messenger RNA of Octodon degus (degu), 703 nucleotides long. Its product is annotated as nucleoside diphosphate kinase B. The transcript is spliced from 5 exons. Lineage: Eukaryota; Metazoa; Chordata; Mammalia; Rodentia; Octodontidae. Bases 47 to 601 code for a protein of 184 amino acids. Gene Ontology annotation, molecular function: nucleoside diphosphate kinase activity. The record is from RefSeq and is a predicted model, not a curated record. Gene Ontology annotation, biological process: regulation of apoptotic process; CTP biosynthetic process; UTP biosynthetic process.